Messenger RNA from Culicoides brevitarsis, 1650 nucleotides. Its product is annotated as probable cytochrome P450 9f2. The coding region runs from base 1 to 1602 and encodes 533 amino acids. The transcript has 2 exons. The record is from RefSeq and is a predicted model, not a curated record. NCBI's taxonomy places the organism in Eukaryota, Metazoa, Arthropoda, Insecta, Diptera, Ceratopogonidae. Gene Ontology annotation, molecular function: oxidoreductase activity, acting on paired donors, with incorporation or reduction of molecular oxygen; iron ion binding; heme binding.
AUGGCUUGUUUUUUUGCGUGUAUUGCGGUGUUUUUGACGAUUUUGUACCUUAUUUGGAAACGUACCAUCAAAAAUUUCAAAUAUUUCGAAGAAAAUCAAAUUCCGCAUUUGCCUGGCUACCCAAUUUUCGGAUCGUCCUGGAAAGAAGUCUUCACGAGAAAAGCGUUUCCAGAAGUUCUUCAAUCGUACAUGCAAAAAUUUCCGUCACACCGGUUUUUUGGCAUUUACAGCAUGGGCGGCAAUAAAACGUUCGUGUUGCAAGACCCGGAACUCAUCAACGAACUAUGCGUAAGGAAUUUUGACAAUUUUGUGAAUCAUCCGCAAUUUUUCACGUCCACGCACGACGAACUUCUAAACAGUUCACUCACAAUAUUACGCGACCAAAAAUGGCGUGAUAUGCGAACGACCCUGAGUCCAGCGUUUACGGGUUCCAAAAUGCGUAUGAUGUUUGAUUUAGUGCGUGAGUGUGCUGAGGACUUUGUCACGUACUGCAAAGAAAAUGUCAACAAGGACACAAAAACGAUGGAAAUUGACACAAAAGACAUUUUCUCAAAAGUGGCCAUAAAUGUAAUUUCUAGCACGGCCUUUGGUUUGAAAGUCGAUUCAGUGCGUGAACCGGAAAAUAUUGUAACAUUCCACACCAAACGUGCCUUUGAUGGGUCAAGUUUCACGGCAAUCCUGAGACUCAUGACGAUUAUGACACUGCCAAAAGUCGCGGAUUUUUUCAAGAUCAGCUUCACUCCAAAAACAUCGCAGGAUUUCUUCAGAGAUUUAGUUAAAGACACAAUCGAUCAUCGUCGUCAGACCAAAGAAACCCGCAAAGAUGUCAUUCAGCUGCUGAUCCAAGCGCAAGACGGUACCUUAAAAUAUUCCGAGGAUGAAAAUAACGAAAAAUCUUUUGCUGUUGUCGAAGAAUCUGAAAUCGGAAGAAGAAAUAUUUCAACAAAACAAUGGAGUGAUACUGAUAUUGCAGCUCAAUGUUUCUUAUUUUUCGUAGCUGGAUUCGAUACCACAUCGAGUUUGCUUACCUUUUUGACAUACGAGCUGGCCCUGAAUGAGGACUAUCAAGAAAAGUUGUUUCAAGAAGUUCAAAAAACGAAAUGUAGCCUAAGAAAUGGAUCAAUCACGUAUGACGCGUUACAACAAAUGGAGUAUUUGGACGCUUUUGUUUCAGAAGUUUUGCGUUUCCAUCCACCAAGUGUUCUUACUGAUCGCGUAUGCAACCAAGACACCCUAAUAUUUGAUCACAAUGACCGUCAAUACACAAUUCCCAAGGGAGCACAUAUUUGGAUGAACAUUUAUGGCAUUCAUCAUUCCCACAAAUACUUUGCGAACCCAACGAGAUUUGAUCCUGAAAGAUUUUUGGGCGUGAAUAAGAAAAAAAUUGUUUCUGGCAGUUUUAUGCCUUUCGGAGUUGGUCCACGUGCCUGUAUUGGUACACGGUUCGCCUUGAUGGAAGCGAAGCUCGUUAUCUACACGCUGUUAUCGGAGUUUAAAUUUAAAAUUUGCGAUAAGACAUUGGUGCCGAUGCAGUAUGGGGACGGAUUCUCGUUGACACCAAAAGUACCGUUGAUCGUUGAAUUGGAAAAACGAGUUAAAUGAAUAAAAUUUUGUUAGUCGUGUUAAAAUAAUCCUGGACCCAUUCAUCAA